GUUUCAUCUGUUCUUGUUCUAGAGAAGCGAACUCUUUUUUUGUCUAAGGUGGUCUACCUGAUUACAUACGUCUACGUCAAGGAACAAGACAGGAACAUGCAGCUUCGCAGUCCUACCUCACGCACUACGGGUGGGGGUCCGAGGGUUGGACGGAAGCCCAGCACUGCGCAACUCGGUUAUCUGACUCCCCAGCACCCUUCACUCGUAAUGAAGCCGCUACAAGCACCGAAAUUUUCCCCUCGCAAUUUGAUCGACCAAGGACAGGGCGAGCCACAUGCACAAGCUUCGGCUGGUGGCGGUGGAGUUAUGACUGGUCUGGUUGUUCAAGAGGAAACAUCUAUCUAUGAUUUCUUCACGAAGCAGACGUACUAUAAGGCGUCUUGUUGUAAUACCAGGAACGAUAGUAUCAGAAACACAUACACACGCGGUGGUGUGUAGUGCUCUAUCUCCAUGAUUGCCUACAUCAGCCUGCUCUAAAAAGAGUGCCAGCAAAACUAACGCACAAGCCCAAUCCUCCGAUCCAGGUACAACAUAUCUUCAUGCUGAAGUGACUGGCGCUGGCGGGCUAGGAAAUUGUGCACGAAGCAGCAGUAAACUGAGGACCUCUGUAGGCAACUUUGCACCACAACCAAGGAUUGGGUUCAAAUGCAGCACAUUUUUUUAUGCUCCUAUAAAUCAAUGGAUGAACAAAGAGAUAGUGCAUUGCUUCGCUAUUACUAGUGGAGGUGUUGCAGCAGAAGGUAGUGUACAUAGGAAAGUGUGCUCCUAUGGCUCCACAUCAAGCUAAUACCCAAGAAAGAUGAAAGUGAAACACUCUAAUCCCUUGGAGCAGCAGGCGCAAACAAUACGACAAUCUUGAAAACCCGAGGAAAGCAGCAGCAACGUGCCCCGACUAUUGGUGUUCCUUCUGCCGGUGGAUUAAUUACAGCGAAUACCUCGAAUACGCUGGCAUCGUGCGCUGCAACCUCAUCAGGGCAUUUAGCGGAGGAUUUGCAGACUACGCUGAUCACAACUUAUGAUAAAUAUGCAGACUAUGCUAAUUCUGAUAACAACGUUCGUAAUCGUAUGGUUGAUUACUAUAAUUAAUCUUGCAGACUAAAAGCACUUCUAGCGAAAACAGUGUUGAUCCUCUCACUCUAACUCCCCACCAAGUCCAGCAUCAGCAGUAGUUCUGGAGGGCCAUCAACUACUGCGCAUGAGAGCAGCACAUCAUCUUCCUCGAGUGAGGAACAGGAGCUCGCUGCUACAUUAUCCGUCCUACAGCGAGAAAGGACGAGGCUGCUGCACCAAGGAGUAGCAUUGCAAAGAAAGUGGGAUAGCAGAAGGCAUUUACUUGGGCAUGAUCUGCAAGUGAUGGUAAAAGUUUUUCUUUUUCACUUUUGUUAUGAAGCAUGCAUUUGUUAUUUUUCACUUUUGUUCUGUGUAGCACCUCGCUGAGCGACAAUGAUGAAGUUUGCAUAUCGAAGAAGUAAAAUACACGACGACCAAUCUUCUUUUUUGUCCAACUAGUGUCUGUCCUCAAAAUUUUAUCACAUAUAUCACCUCCACUCCACUACUCCCCACACAGCGUUUCGUGCUCGCUCUUUGGCGCGCAGCUUGUUAUCGGCAUCCUGUAGAACUGGAGAAGCACUACCACGCUCUGGAGAGUGAGCAGAAUGAAAACGCCCAACUUUUUCGACGUGAGAUGGAUGCUGCUACAGCACGUUUCUUGACGGAAACACGAAGAGAGGAAACUUUGGUCGCUGCAAGGAGUGACGAACUGGAGAUUCUUAGUAAACGAAGACGGGAAUUUUAAGGCUUUGACGAGUUAUUUAGCUACUGUCUAAGUCUAGUAGGUAAGUAUAUGUACAACUGCUAUGAGUUCUUGUGCUGAGUUCUGCAAAAUGUUAAAGUUUUUUUUCUUACGAUGCGUGUCAGUCUCUAAGAUCAAGAUGUAGACCUCGCUACGGAAGAAGGAAAUUUGACACGCAAGUUGCGUGAAAAGGAAGCUUUGGUGAGGACGUGGAAGGACGCGCUUAAGCGUUCUGAGAAGAGGAAUGUAGUAGAUACAAGGAAAAAUGCGAGUGAAGGUGGAACGAAUUUUUUGGAUGUCAACCUUGGUCAACAGCUGAAUGAAAGCAGACGUACAUCAUCUUCUUCGUCCGCAACUACUGUGGACACGUUGCGGCAAGUGAAAACGCAGCUGCAAGCCUUGAGUUUUCAACUUUUGUCUGACCCAAAGUUACGACGUGUUGCUACGCCAACUCUCGGGUCGCGCAGCGAUCGCGUUACAGGCUUCAUUUCAGGCAGCCUAACGAAUCGGGGCCAUUCGUCAGCCGCUGCGCCGCGCCACUUUCGCUAUGCCUCGCCAUUGCAAAGUCCGCCUUUCAGAGCGUGAUUUUGGUGCCUAACCUAGUUGUAUAAAAAUUACAUCUCAACAGAGACUCUCCGUUCGCAUGUUCGACAAAACAACUGUUGCUAACAGUUAGACAGAUGUUUUUACAAGUACUGGACUCGUUUUUUAGGUAUAGCUCAUUGUGCUUCGUGUGAUGUGCAUGUUGUACGACUCUCGACACAGAAGUGUUUGAGCACUGGUGCGAG
Amoebophrya sp. A25 is the source of this 2580-nucleotide messenger RNA. The record is from the annotation of a GenBank genome assembly. Lineage: Eukaryota; Dinophyceae; Syndiniales; Amoebophryaceae.